This is a messenger RNA of Cuculus canorus (common cuckoo), 4698 nucleotides long. It is a transcript of the gene STK10, whose product is annotated as serine/threonine kinase 10. Gene Ontology annotation, molecular function: protein serine/threonine kinase activity; ATP binding. Gene Ontology annotation, biological process: protein phosphorylation. The coding region runs from base 166 to 3060 and encodes 964 amino acids. The record is from RefSeq and is a predicted model, not a curated record. NCBI's taxonomy places the organism in Eukaryota, Metazoa, Chordata, Aves, Cuculiformes, Cuculidae. The transcript has 19 exons.
GCCGGGCGGGGCAGCCGCAGCCGCAGCCCAGCAGGUGGAGCGGCGCUGGUCCCGCACCGGCCGGAGGCGGCUCCCCUCGCCGCUCCCCGGGCGCAGCAGCGCCGUCCUUCCCCCGGGGCAGGCGGCUCCCCGCCGCUCCCGCAGCGCCACCGGCCCCGCUCCGGCAUGGCUUUCGCUAAUUUCCGCCGCAUCCUGCGCCUCUCCACCUUCGAGAAGCGGCGCUCCAAGGAGUACGAGCACGUUCGCCGCGACCUGGACCCCGGCGAGGUGUGGGAGGUGGUGGGCGAGCUGGGUGACGGCGCCUUCGGAAAGGUCUACAAGGCUAAGAAUAAGGAAACCGGUGCUUUAGCGGCUGCCAAAGUCAUUGAAACAAAGAGCGAAGAUGAAUUGGAGGAUUACAUGGUGGAGAUUGAAAUACUGGCAACCUGCGAUCACCAGCACAUCGUCAAGCUGCUGGGAGCAUUUUAUUGGGAUGGCAAGCUCUGGAUCAUGAUAGAGUUCUGCCCAGGCGGGGCCGUGGAUGCCAUCAUGCUGGAGCUGGACCGGGGCCUGACUGAACCCCAGAUUCAAGUAAUUUGCCGCCAGAUGUUGGAAGCUCUCCAUUACCUCCACAGCAAAAAGAUCAUCCACCGUGACCUGAAGGCAGGCAACGUGCUCCUCACCCAGGAUGGGGACAUCAAGCUCGCUGACUUUGGAGUGUCUGCCAAAAACAUGAAAACCUUGCAGAAGCGAGACUCCUUCAUUGGGACCCCUUACUGGAUGGCCCCAGAGGUGGUGAUGUGCGAGACCAUGAAGGACACUCCGUAUGACUACAAGGCGGACAUCUGGUCUCUGGGAAUCACACUGAUUGAAAUGGCCCAGAUUGAGCCACCCCACCAUGAGCUUAACCCCAUGAGAGUCCUGCUGAAGAUUGCCAAGUCUGACCCCCCCACGCUCAGCUGCCCUUCCAAAUGGUCCCUGGAGUUCAGAGACUUCCUGAAGAAGGCGCUGGACAAGAACCCAGAGACCCGGCCCAGUGCUGCCCAGCUGCUGGAGCAUCCCUUCGUCAGCAAGGUGACCACCAACCGGGCCUUGCGCGAGCUGGUGGCUGAGGCCAAGGCUGAGGUGAUGGAAGAGAUUGAGGACAGUCGGGACGAUGUGGAAGAAGAUGACUCAUCAGAGUCUGCUUCGCCCCCUGGUAAGCACAAGCGGGACCCCUCUGAUGUGAGUCAGCUGAGUUUUGAUGGGGAGAAGCCUCCAGACGCUUCCUCGCCGAAAGCAGUCAAUGGGCCUGUGGGGACUGGCAAGGAGACCGCGGAUGGACAGAGCGAUAAAGCCUCAGAUGAAGGGAUCAGCAGUGACAAACUGAAGAGCAACCAAUCCACAAAAGCCCCUGCCAGCUCUGCUACCUUGGCCACCCAGGGCAAGCCAGACAUCAUCUCACAGCCCAAACAGCUGGGUAACUCAACAGAGGCAGACAAGCAGCCCAGGCCAGGCAGCAAGGAGAGGAAGAGUGUUUGUGAGCGACCAGAGAGCAGCUACCUGGAGAACUUAAUGGAGGAGAAGCUUACCAACGGGAGCUUGGAUCCUCCAACUCCGUUCUCCAGUGUCCGGUCCAAAGGGGAUUCAGAUUCUGGCAGCACUUCGGCCUCCGAGAGCAUGGACCUCACCAUCUCCCUGUCUGCUGACCUGUCCCUCAACAGAGAGAGUGGCUCCAUCUCUCUGAAGGACUCCCGGCUGCACAAGAAGACACUGAAACGCACCCGCAAGUUUGUGGUGGAUGGAGUAGAAGUGAGUGUCACCACCUCAAAGAUCAUCAGCGAGGAUGAGAAGAAAGAUGAAGAGAUGAGAUUUCUCAGACGCCAGGAACUGCGGGAGUUGCGUCUCCUUCAAAAGGAGGAGCACCGAAACCAGGCGCAGCUCAACAGCAAACACCAGCUGCAACUGGAGCAGAUGCUCAGGCGCUUUGAGCAAGAAAUGACAACAAAGAAGAAGUUCUAUGACACUGAACUGGAAAACCUCGAACGGCAGCAGAAGCAGCAGAUUGAGAAGAUGGAACAAGAUCACUCACUGCGCCGGCGGGAGGAGGCCAAGCGCAUUCGCCUGGAGCAGGAGCGGGACUAUGUCAAAUUCCUGGAGCAGCUGAAGCAGAUGAAGAAGGAGGUCAAGAAUGAGGUUGAGAAGCUGCCACGGCAACAGCGCAAAGGGAACAUGAAGGCGAAGAUGGAUGACUUUGCCCAGAAAAAACAAACCAUGGAACAGGAGUUUUUGGCCAAGCAGAAGGAGGACCUGGAGCUAGCCAUGAAGAACAUAACUGCCCAGAACAAAAAAGAGAUCUGCGACAAAGAACGCGAGUGCCUGAACAAAAAGCAGCAGCUCAUGAGAGACCGGGAAGCAUGCAUCUGGGAUCUUGAAGAGCAUCAGCAACAAGAAAAACACCAGCUUAUCAAGCAGCAGCUGAAGGACCAGUAUUUCCUCCAGAGGCAUGAGUUGCUCCGGAAACAUGAGAAGGAAAGGGAGCAAAUGCAGCGAUACAACCAGCGCAUGAUAGAGCAGCUGAAAAUUCGGCAGCAGCAGGAGAAAGCUCGGCUCCCCAAAAUCCAGCGGAGCGAAGGAAAGACGCGCAUGGCCAUGUACAAGAAGAGCCUUCACAUCCACUCCAGUGGAAGUGCAUCUGAGCAGCGGGAGAAGAUAAAACAGUUUGCUCAACAGGAAGAGAAGAGGCAAAAAGCAGAGCGGCUGCACCAACAGCAGAAGCAUGAGACACAGAUGAAGGACAUGCAGGCCCAGUGUGAGAGCAACACAAAUGAGCUCCAGCAGCUUCAGAAUGAAAAGUGUCACCUCUUAAUUGAGCAUGAAACGCAGAAGCUUAAGUCCCUGGAUGAGAACCACAACCAGCACAUGAAGGAGUGGCGGGACAAGCUGAGGCCACGGAAGAAGGCAUUGGAGGAUGAGCUGAACCAGAAGAAGCGUGAGCAGGAGAUGUUCUUCAAGUUGAGCGAGGAGGCAGAUGGACAGACACCAGUAUCCCCAACUAAACACGCGAAGUUCUUCCCAUUCAGCUCUGCAGAAAGCUCAUAACAGCUCACAGCUGGCAGGCCACCAGCUGGUACUUGCUAUGUCUUCCUGGGCUGCAUGUGGGCAACUUGGACUUGGAAGACCACCUCAGCAGCCUGUUCUCACAGCAGCACCUUCCUAUCCCCUCACUCUGUCUGAGAUAAAGCAAGGCCUCUGUCCUGCACUGGGGGACACUGACUGGGAGCUUUGGUGGCUUUCCCAGGAGCUGGCCUGCUUAGCACAGCUCCGUGCUGGGGAGCCAGGCAGGACCCUUUUCUGCAAUUGUACUUGCACUGUUAGCUGGAUAUGUUGCCUCUCACGUGAGCCUGGUGCUCACCAGGUUUGUCAGCAAAGACUGAAGCAAUAACUGGUCUGAACAGGAGAAGCAGGCAGUGGCUCUUGCCCCCUGCACAGCCUCUCUCCGCUGUGGCUGCUCCUCCUCCUGGUCCCCUGUAAGGACUAGUAUGGGGCAGAGCAGCUUUGGCAUUGUCUUAGGCUAACCUUGCCCUUGUGGUCCCCCAACACUUGCCUUAGAUUUCCUUCUAUCUACUGUGGCCUUUUUUUGCUCAAGGGAGAGACAGUGAUAAAGAUUUUUAUUCUUCCUUUGAGGAGGGAGGGUUGGGGGUUUUUUCUUUCCUCUUCCCCUUUGUACAGACUGUGCAGAAAGGGGACCAGCUCCAUGUCCUUCCAAAGAUGCUUCUCCUUUUUCAUUUCCUAUGAUUGCUGGCACCACAGUCCCUCUGGUACCUAGGAAACACUAUUUUAUCAGAUACCAGACUGUGGCAUAAUUAAACUGCUCAACUGGCUGCAGGCUUUUGUCUCUUAAAGAAAUGUAUGUGCAUGUGCAGAGGGGGAGGUUUGUAACAGUGUUCAGUCCUGCGGUGACACAGCAAGGUGUCAAUCACGGUCAUGUGCCUUCUGGUAAGGACAGGUAAGGGGCCAAAGGCUGUUAUAGCUGGAGCUCUCGUGAUCACGCAUGUGCUUGAGAUAAUAUGUGUGGGCCAUGCGGGUCAGCCAGCCUGACCACUGCCGUCAGGUUUAUAGGCUGCAAAGCAUCAUUUGGAAGAAGUGAAGGAGUCUUGAAUGUCUUAUCUCCUUAUUACGUCCCACAGGUUUUUGUAUGAUUUACCUAGCUUUGAGCUUGGAGUCAUGCUGCAGAGCCACAGAGCAGCUGCAGGUCCAGCUCUCUGUCCUUUCUGCUCCAUGGCAGUGUGUCUCGGUUGUGCUGCCUUGCCCUACCUGCAUGAAGCUGUGCUUGGCUGAGCUUCUGGGUGAGACCCAGAGCACAGAUCUGAGUAGGUGAACAAAAACCUCACUGGCAGCAUCUUCUUCUUUACACAACCAAAAGAUGUAAGAUAGCAGAUAGCGUUUAGGUUUUUCUCUCUGUUGGUCUCUGGACAACACUGGUUCCCUUGCUUGGCCUACUUCCCAAGCAAGAAAAAGAUGUCUCUGCUUAAAAAUAAAAAAAAAAAAUAUAAUUGUUAUUUUAAAGUCUCAAGUGUUGAUUUAGAGACAUAUUGGCAUUUCAGGAAAAGGUGGUAACGUGAUGUGCUACACUUCUAGAUACCUAGGUGAAGGAGUCAGCGCCCAGGUCUUUAACACCACUUCUAUCUAAGGAGUGCGUUUACCUUUACUACCCAUUUAGAGGUCAUAACACAUAUU